AUGUCGAUUAUCAAUGCCAACCCAGUGCUGCAAAAAUACUACGCAUCUCUCGAAUCACGCAUUGGUUACAGACUCUUCCUGAACGGCACGAGACAUUAUGGCUACUACGAGACCAAAGACUCCUUCCCACUACCCGUCGGUCAAGCCUUGCGACGCAUGGAAGAGCAGCUCUUCCUCGGCCUGCAAUGUCCCCCAGGCGCAAAACUGCUAGAUGCUGGCUGCGGCAUUGGUCACGUCGCCAUAUACAUGGCAAAGAGGGGCAACUAUCGCAUCGAAGCAAUCGAUGUGGUUGCACGUCACGCAGAAAAGGCAAAGCGCAACAUCGCUGCUGCUGGCCUGAAAGAUGUGGUCGUCGCGAAGCAUGGGGACUACCACCAUUUGGAAGACUACGAAGACAAUUCAUUGGACGGUAUCUACACUAUGGAAACACUCGUCCACUCCACGGACCCUCUGUCUGUCCUGAAAGAGUUUCACCGCAUCCCGAAGCCCGGCGGACGACUCGCAAUGAAUGAAUACGAUCACGAAGACCUGGACAAGGCCGCGAAAGACCUGUCCGACGCGAUGAGGAAGUCCUUCGACCGCGAUACACUCCCGAAACUGGUCAAGCAAGCUGGCUUUGAAGAGAUGGAGCUCAAGGACUUCUCAAAACACAUCCAGCCUAUGUUGUGGCUCUUCUACAUUUUCGCCAUCAUUCCGUACACAAUCUUCAGGUUGCUGGGCAUUGAAACUUAUUUCGUCAAUACCAUUGCUGGUGUGGAAGGGUGGCGUGGUCGAGACCUCUGGCGGUACACCCAGGUUACUGCCAAGAAGCGUGGCUGA
Lithohypha guttulata is the source of this 819-nucleotide messenger RNA. RefSeq lists its product as uncharacterized. The record is from RefSeq and is a predicted model, not a curated record. The coding region runs from base 1 to 819 and encodes 272 amino acids. Gene Ontology annotation, molecular function: sterol 24-C-methyltransferase activity. NCBI's taxonomy places the organism in Eukaryota, Fungi, Ascomycota, Eurotiomycetes, Chaetothyriales, Trichomeriaceae. Gene Ontology annotation, cellular component: endoplasmic reticulum. Gene Ontology annotation, biological process: ergosterol biosynthetic process. The transcript is spliced from 2 exons.